GACCAAUGAAGAAGUUUGACGAAUUGGAUUUGUGAGAAAAUGGAAGGCAGCAUUCUGGAGACGAUCGGAGUCGAGAUCAUCGACGUUAUUUCCCCAGUCUCGAUCUGCAUGCUCCUCGUCGUUCUCUUGGUCUAUUCUCUCACUUCAUCUUCCCUCUCCGGCGAACCCUCUCCCCAACCGAUCCGCACGGCUGCCAAUCUCGUAUACCUUGAAAACCCCACGGAUUCAACCGCCCAGAAGUUCGAAGGCUCGCUUCUCAACGCUCUCGUCUUUGUCAUCCUCAUCGCCGUUGUCACUUUUCUCCUCGUCUGCCUCUAUUACUACAAUUUCACAAAUUUCCUCAAGAAUUACAUGCGCUUCUCUGCCUUCUUCGUGCUAGGAACAAUGGGGGGUUCGAUAUUUCUUUCAAUAAUACAGCAUUUCUCCAUCCCAAUUGACUCUAUUACUUGUUUUAUACUGCUAUCCAACUUCACUGUCGUGGGUGUGCUUUCUGUUUUCUCUACUGGAAUACCGAUUAUCUUAAGGCAGACAUAUAUGGUUGCUUUGGGGAUAAUUGUGGCCGCUUGGUUCACUAACUUACCUGAAUGGACUACUUGGUUUUUGCUAGUUGCUUUAGCUUUGUAUGAUCUUGUAGCUGUUUUAGCUCCUGGAGGACCUCUCAAGCUCUUGGUGGAAAUGGCAUCCAACAGGGAUGAGGAGCUUCCAGCACUUGUUUACGAGGCCCGACCUACAGUGUCUAGAAAUCAAGGGAGAUCUGGAUCAGGACUUGGACUUUUGGUUGCUGGGGUUUCUGAUUCUGAGAUUCAAGAACCAUCUAGGUCAAACAAUGAGAUUGAAUUGGUUGUUAGAGAAGAAAUUCAUGAAAGACAACCUGUAAUUGCUGUUGUGGAUGAAGAAAGAUCGCCACUAGUGGAAAUGUUGAACAUGGGCAAUGAUGAUGAUGAUGAUGAAGAAGAUGGAGAUAGUUCUUCUUUAACAAUAUCCACCAGAGGCAUAAAGCUAGGUCUUGGUGACUUCAUUUUCUACAGUGUUCUUGUGGGGAGAGCUGCUAUGUAUGACUUGAUGACAGUAUACGCUUGUUAUCUCGCUAUCAUUUGUGGGCUCGGCUGCACUCUCAUUUUAUUGGCUGUUUAUCGACAGGCCUUGCCUGCUCUUCCUAUUUCCAUAACAUUGGGAAUCAUGUUUUAUUUCUUGACUAGGUUGCUUAUGGAGCCUUUUGUGGUUGGAACUUCUACAAAUUUGUUAAUGUUCUAGACCAAUUUGAACCAGAAUCAGCAAGAGGCAUUUGAGAAAGACACUCUACAGGUUCUUGGGACUGUUGAAUACUAUUAUUAAUAUUCUAAUUUGCAGGCAGUGGUAGUGCAGAUGUUUCAUACCUUAUUUGUGUGCAGAUGUAGAAAUGUUAUAUUAUAUGAUUAUGGUGCAUUUGAAUCCUUUGAUUGAC
Molecule: messenger RNA, 1444 nt
Organism: Impatiens glandulifera
Lineage: Eukaryota; Viridiplantae; Streptophyta; Magnoliopsida; Ericales; Balsaminaceae
Product: presenilin-like protein At1g08700
Exons: 1
Coding region: 40-1254 (404 amino acids)
Biological process (GO): protein processing
Cellular component (GO): nucleus; membrane
Molecular function (GO): aspartic endopeptidase activity, intramembrane cleaving
Source: RefSeq, a predicted model, not a curated record